AUGAAGACCUUUACAUUCUUCCUUGCACUCUUUCUUGCUUUCACGGUUAUUACCGCAGAGGAUAACGAAGAACAAUGGUUUGCCAGCUCCAUAAAUCCUUUUGAUCAAAAGAAACGGGACAUUUCGGCUAAAAUCACCUUUUAUGAAGGACAUUCACUUGAUAACGCUGCUUGUUAUGGUCGUGAUGGACUUCCUGAAUAUGACGCAAAAUCAACUGAUUUCAUUGGUGCAAUGAAGGGCCUAAAUAAUUGUUACAAAUGUCUUGAAAUAACUAAUCCAAAGAACAAGAAGAAAGUUGUCGUCAAAAUUAUUGAUAAAUGUGCAGGUUGUAAAAAGAAUCAGGUUGAUUUAACAAGAACUGCUUUUUCUAAAAUUGCAAAUCCCGAUGAUGGAAUAGUAAAUAUUAAAUUUAGAGCUGUUUCUUGUCCAUCAAAAGUUUUUAGUCUUGGUGGGUCUAUGCUUAGUGAAAAAUUUUGUCUGGAGUCGAGAAGCAUUUCCGUUACUGAAUUUAUAAAUUAUGCUCUUCGAGCUCAUAAACGUGAUCCAUUUAUCGAAUUCAUAAAGGGAAUGCUUAUGACCCCAUUCGUUCUUCACGCGAGACCACUUCCACAUAUCUAUGAUCCAACUGAAAAGGAGGAUUCCCCCGGUGACGAUGAUUAUCAUAUGGAUGCAAAUGUUGCUAGGUAUUGUGACAUUUUAUCAAGCAUUGAAGAAUUGAUCAAUGAGCAUAUUCGAAAACAAGCUAAAGGUGUUCCUGACCAAUCAAGACUUAAAAGACUUGUUCCUUCCAUAUCAACUUUUCAUACUCAGUUACCGCUACGCGAAUCAUUUUUGUUAGCUAACACCAAGCAUUCUAUUGCUGCGCGUAGAUUUGUACCUCCAAGCUUCAACGAUAUUCGAAGAAUAUUGAACACGGCACAGAACAUUGCAAUCGCGCCAAAACUCAAAUUAAUAACAUUUGAUGGGGAUAUGACACUUUAUGAUGAUGGGAAAGAUUUUGAGCAUGAUUCAGAAUUGGUGAAAUUACUUAUGAAGUUAUUAGAACACGAUCUGUAUGUUUGUGUGGUUACAGCUGCUGGAUAUCCUGGAGAUGCUUCACGAUACGAACAAAGACUAUCUGGUUUAUUAAAAGGGUUUGAAAAUGCACGACUGUCAAAAGAGAUGUGUGAAAAGUUUUUUGUGUUGGGAGGUGAAUGCAAUUACCUUUUACAAUGUCAAGAUAAUUAUCAUUUAAAAUAUCUUAAAGAAUCUGAGUAUCAACCACAAUGUAUCCGCUCCUGGAAACCUGAUCAAAUUAAAGCCAUAUUGGAUUUAGCUCAAGAGAAUUUGCAAAGAUGCAUUGACGAUAUGAAGUUGCCGUGUACAGUUUUACGUAAAAGCAAGGCGGUUGGUAUCGUGCCUAAACCUAAUGUAAAGAUAUUUCGAGAACAGUUGGAUGAGUGUGUAUUAUCUACACAACAUCGAAUCGUGAAUUAUCUACAAUCACCACGGGGAAGUGAGAAUUCACUGCCAUUUUGCGCAUUCAAUGGUGGGAGUGACGUAUGGGUAGAUAUUGGGAAUAAACUUAUAGGGGUACAUAUAUUACAAGAAUUCCUUGGCGCAAAGCCUCAUGAAACUUUACAUGUUGGGGAUCAAUUUUUGUCUACCGGAAAUGAUUUCGCUACAAGGCAUCAAUGUUGUACAUUAUGGAUUGUUAGUCCUGUUGAAACACAAAAUGUGUUGGUCGAAUUAACCGCAUUAUUGGAAGCGAAGAAGCCAGAACGAGUUGUAAAAUAA
Funneliformis mosseae is the source of this 1776-nucleotide messenger RNA. Lineage: Eukaryota; Fungi; Glomeromycota; Glomeromycetes; Glomerales; Glomeraceae. The record is from the annotation of a GenBank genome assembly.